UCAUAGGUAUCGAGUUUUGUAUUACAUCAACACUUACUGUUCAUUAGUUUGGUUUAGUGUAUCUUGAGGGAUAGAUAUUUGGAGAUGUACAAUAAUUUUGGAAUCUAACCCGUGCUCUAAGAUCGAUAUUUUAUAAUCUUUAAUGAUAUAUAGAUCUAAUAAAUAGACUUUUUUAUAUGGGUUAUAUACAUUUUGUUCGUAAAAAUGGUGUCUUUUAACAUAAUAACCGUUGCAUUCUGCUCCAUCCUUUUCAAUUAUGCAGUGGCAUCUCCACAAGAGGAGGCUGUACCAACUAAGCAGGUGAAUGGGAGUCAUUUACUGUUUGAUGAUAUGAAAAUGUUGUAUGAUGUAAUGCGCAGCAUUGAUGAAAGCAUGUUGAAAAGCAUUCUUGAGAAGAAUUUUGAGGCUGUUGGCAUGGAAGCUACAUCGGCUACUAAAACACAUGACGCUCUGAAGGCUGUAAAACAAUUAAUCAAAACCGAUGCACCUUUCAACACAUCGGACUUUGACACACUCGAUUUGGAAUAUCUCUCAGGGCAAUCUAAUGAAGAGCUGUUGAAGCUUCUGAUUGAGGCAAUAUAUGGUAUGGAAAUCAUAAUUGAAAAAACUAACUCUUUUGUGGGAGAGAGUGCAAAACAUUCCGAUAAAUUGGACACCGACUUGAGACAGUACUACUGGGAUAAUAUUUACGAUGACCAGAGUGAAUAUAAUAAGGACAAAUUAAGCAACCUAUACAAAGCAUUCAUCACUGAUUCUGGCGCUUUGAGAAUCGCAUCGGAGGAACUUAUAAAAUUCGAAACAAGGAAAGCUCAAAAGGAUGACUACAGAUUUAUCAAUCCUUCUUCAACUUCGGAAGCCGAAACACCCUCUCCAUCGUCUGGAGAAAAUACUGCAGCACAACCUCCCAAACCUGCCGAGACCCCUAAGCCUACUGGAUCUUCUUUCACCUAUGGCGGAUUGACUGUGGCCACUCUCUGCUACUUCGUUCUCUCUGCAUUUUAAUAACUAAUGGUAGUGACACAAUAGUUUUGUAAACUCAUGUUUU
Molecule: messenger RNA, 1045 nt
Organism: Babesia bovis T2Bo
Lineage: Eukaryota; Apicomplexa; Aconoidasida; Piroplasmida; Babesiidae
Product: merozoite surface antigen-2c (MSA-2c)
Exons: 1
Coding region: 205-1002 (265 amino acids)
Source: RefSeq, a predicted model, not a curated record